Messenger RNA from Penicillium longicatenatum, 1554 nucleotides. RefSeq lists its product as uncharacterized. The record is from RefSeq and is a predicted model, not a curated record. Bases 1 to 1554 code for a protein of 517 amino acids. Gene Ontology annotation, biological process: transmembrane transport. Lineage: Eukaryota; Fungi; Ascomycota; Eurotiomycetes; Eurotiales; Aspergillaceae. Gene Ontology annotation, molecular function: transmembrane transporter activity. The transcript has 6 exons. Gene Ontology annotation, cellular component: membrane.
AUGCCCGUCCAUUCAGAAAAAAUAGGCGUUCUUGCAGACGCGGAGGCACCAUUACCAGCUUUAACCCAAUACCAGACGAACUAUGAGGAUGAAAAGAUCGACUUUCUUGUUCAGCAGGAUCCCGACGCUGAUGAGGAAUAUACGCUUGCUGAGCAGCGGAAGAUUAUCCAUAAGGUUGAUAGGAGGUUACUUAUCUUAUUGGGAUUGAUGCAAGCGGUUUCAUUUUUGGAUCGGGCGAAUAUUUCCAAUGCGGAAGUUGCUGGGAUGAAAGAGGCACUUGGACUGAGUGUUGGGACUCGUUAUGUUUGUUCAUGUACCGAUUUAACCUGUACGAAGGCUGACAUUGAUUUUUACCAGUCCAUCGUUUUACUCGUCUUCUUCGCCCCUUAUGUCGUUCUUCAAUUCCCAGCUUCCAUUGCCGUUCGCAAAGUUGGGCCUCGUCUUUUCCUAUCCACAAUUGUUUUUCUUUGGGGCAUUGUGAUGAUUUGCUUCGCAUUCGCCCAGUCAUGGAAAGCCCUCAUCCCUCUCCGAAUGAUCAUCGGUGCCCUCGAGGCAGGCUGCUUCCCGAGCCAGUAUUAUCUUAUUUCAGCGUGGUACUCCCGAUAUGAUCUAUUCAAGCGAACCUCGAUUUUCUACCUCAUUGGCGUCUUUGGAUCUGCCAUCUCAGGCGUCCUGGCACUUGGAUUCUCGAAAAUGGAUGGACUGGGCAAUUAUGCUGGUUGGCGAUGGAUAUUCAUUAUGGAAGGGAUUAUCACCUGUCUGAUCGGCCUCGCCGGAUACGUGUUCAUGGUUGAUUUCCCCGAACAAGCGCACAAGGCAUGGGGAUUUCUUUCAGAGCGCGAAAGCGCAUACAUCACCCGUCGCAUCAACCGCGAUCGCCAAGACGCAGGACUAGAUAAGUUCUCAUUUUCCAAGUUCCUCAAGCCGGCCCGUGAUUUGAAGGUUUGGGGUUUCGCAUUGAUUUUCCUAUGCACAACAAUGCAAGCAUACUCAAUUGGCUAUUUCCUCCCCAUCAUUCUCGAAGAAGAAAUGGGUUUCUCCAAAGCAGCUACCCAAGGCCUCAGCACGCCCCCCUACAUCAUUGCCAUGAUCCUUAUGUUCGUCCAAGGUUGGCUGAGCGAUAAAGUCCAACUCCGGUUCCCAGUGCUAUAUUUCAAUGCCUUGAUCUCUAUAACUGGUCUCUGUCUUAUGGUCUGGACUUCCACGGCGGGUGUACAGUACUUUGGUGCUAUUCUCGUGACGAGCGGUUCUAGCGCCAAUCUGCCGACUGUGAUGGUGUUCCAGGCGAACAACAUUCGCGGAGCUUGGAAGAGAGCAUUCUGUAGUGCUAGUAUGAUUGGGCUUGGAGGAACGGGUGGAAUUGUUGGGAGUCUUGUUUUCCGGUCGCAGGAUGCACCCAAGUAUCUUCUGGGGAUUUAUGCUUGUUUGACGGCCAAUGGGAUUAUUCUCACUAUUACGACACUUUUGGUCAUUUACUUCUCCUUACAGAACAAGUGGGCUAAUAGGGGGAUGGUUGUGAUCGAGGAUUUACCCAGCUUUAGAUAUGCACUCUGA